GGGCGCAUUGCCGUCAGCCGCUGUCGCCUCCGCCGCAGCAUCAGCAGCAGCAGCCCCGCCCGCGGGCCCCGGCGAGCCCGCCGCGCGCCGCCCAGUCCCCCCGACGCCGCAGCCGCUGAGCUCGGACCUCGCGCGUGCAAUGGCCUGCCCCGACGGCAGCCUUAUUGUGACGGUGGCAUCGAGCGCGCGGCUCGACCUGCUGCUCAACUGGGUGGGGGCGCUGGACGCGGCGGGGGUGCGGUGCUACCUGGUGGGGGCGACUGAUGAGAGCCUGGCCUGGGACCUGGCGGGGAGGCAGAUACCG
Monoraphidium neglectum is the source of this 304-nucleotide messenger RNA. RefSeq lists its product as hypothetical. Lineage: Eukaryota; Viridiplantae; Chlorophyta; Chlorophyceae; Sphaeropleales; Selenastraceae. The record is from RefSeq and is a predicted model, not a curated record. The annotation marks the transcript as partial. The transcript has a single exon.